Messenger RNA from Hyla sarda, 644 nucleotides. It is a transcript of the gene POLR3K, whose product is annotated as RNA polymerase III subunit K. The transcript has 3 exons. Gene Ontology annotation, biological process: termination of RNA polymerase III transcription; DNA-templated transcription. NCBI's taxonomy places the organism in Eukaryota, Metazoa, Chordata, Amphibia, Anura, Hylidae. Gene Ontology annotation, molecular function: zinc ion binding; nucleic acid binding; DNA-directed RNA polymerase activity. Gene Ontology annotation, cellular component: RNA polymerase III complex. The record is from RefSeq and is a predicted model, not a curated record. Bases 146 to 472 code for a protein of 108 amino acids.
UGAGGGCGGAAAUACGUCAUCGCCAGAAACUGCUGGCGGAACCGUCUAACCCGGAACUUGUUACUGAAGCGUGCUGACCUACUGGCGGAAGUAGUCACGGCGUAAGAACUACUGGCGGAAGUACCUGCGGUCUGCGUGUGUGAGGAUGCUGCUGUUUUGCCCAACUUGUGGCAACGUGCUAAUAGUGGAAGAGGGGCAGAAGUGCUAUAGGUUCGCCUGCAAUACCUGCCCCUAUGUGCACAAUAUCAACCGCAAGGUAACCAGCCGAAAAUAUCCUAAACUUAAGGAGGUUGAUGAUGUUCUUGGUGGAUCAGCGGCAUGGGAGAAUGUAGACUCGACUGCAGAAACCUGUCCAAAGUGCGAGCAUCCUAGAGCUUAUUUCAUGCAGAUCCAGACCAGAUCUGCCGACGAGCCAAUGACUACGUUUUACAAGUGUUGCAAUAUACAGUGUGGUCACAGAUGGAGAGAUUAACCAUUCCCCCUUAUGAAUUAUUCCUUAGUCUAUAAUGUUAAAUGAAAAUUGCUAUGUGUAAAAACUUUAUUAAAUUGUUUAAAGCCUGUUAUUGAAGGUUUUUUUUUUCUGUAAUAGUAUUUCCCUAAAACCUAAAAAUAAAAAUCUACUAAGGUAUGCCUUUUGUUGCUGC